Messenger RNA from Daucus carota subsp. sativus, 1460 nucleotides. Its product is annotated as guanine nucleotide-binding protein-like NSN1. Lineage: Eukaryota; Viridiplantae; Streptophyta; Magnoliopsida; Apiales; Apiaceae. The transcript has 4 exons. The record is from RefSeq and is a predicted model, not a curated record. The coding region runs from base 843 to 1190 and encodes 115 amino acids.
AAAAAAUGUUGCCUUAGAUGCUUAAAAUUUGAUUGAAGUGGGUGUAUACCAACAUCAUAUAUAGGUGUUGCCAUUGAUAAGAAAACUGUUGCCUUAACUACAAAAAAACCUCAACGCCAACACCUUAUACGAUGUUGCCUUAGAGAAGAAUAAAAAUAAAGCAAGGUAAACAACCCCGCUCUUUUACACUGAAAUUUUCAAAUUGAAUUCAACAACCGCCCACUCAGACAAAACACCGUACCUCUCAAACAAAUUAAAACAAAAACUGAAAACACCCAGAUCUCUCCCUCUCCCUCUCUCCCUCUCUCUCCCGCAUCUCUCAGUCUCUCUCUCCCGCAUCUCUCACUUUCUCUCUCCCGUAUCUCUUUUACGCAUCUCUCCCAUCUCGCUCUUUCAUCUCUUUCUGUCAUAUCACUCAUCUCUCUCAUCUCACUCUUUCAUCUCUCGAAACUGGAAUUUGCGUAAGUUUGGGAAAUGGUCCGACGACUUUAUACAGGGAGCUCAGUUGCUUUUCUCGUACGUAGCUUGAAUUUAAUUGGUCGAACUGUAAAUAUAAGUGAAUUAGUGUAUUAUAAAACUACGGGACUCUCAUUUUCAUGGAUGUUUGAGGACACAGAACCGAGUGGAAGGAGCUUCUGGUAGGUAUGGAUUAUGAUGCAUCCUACUCUCAAGUGUCUCGUUUUCCAUUAAUUGCUUUUGCCAUGUGACUGACAUUUACUGGAGUGAUUAAAUUUUCAGAUGUUUUGGUGCCAAAACUUAGCUCAAGAACAAUAAGACAGGCAGUUGGAGGUGUUGGGUGUGUUUUGCACUACUAGAAUGAAGGUAAAAUUCCCUACUAUACAAUGCCCCCAACUAGGGAUGUCGGCGUCCCUUCGGAAGCAAAGAUCAUAUCAGAACUUAGAAAGGAGUUCAACAUCGAUGAAGUAUAUGGUACAGAGUCAUUUAUUAGUAGUCUAAAAUCUGCAGACGAUUUUAAACCUGCCGAAAUGCUGGCAAGUGCUAUUGUCACCUCUGAUGAGAAGAUGAGUGAGGCUAAAAAUGUUGUAGAUCAGAGUAAUGAUAAUGAAGAGUGCAUGGCAGAAGAAGAUAUCCCAGAUUUGAAAAUGGCCAAAACAGCUAGUGGCAGGCAGAAUGCGAAGUUAUAUGCUACAACAGAUAAUGUCAUGCUGAUGAUUUCCAAGUUGGCAUAACAGGAUUACUAGUUUUCUUUAAAAUCUCAGAAUUCUGAUGAACAGUCAUGUCAUCGCUUAAUUUUUUAUUUAGGUUGCAUAUUAUGAAGAAUUUGUAUUUUAGAGAAGUUGGAGCAUCUGGUUGUGUUUUGGAGAAAUAGAUAUAGUUUGGAGUUGAGGAAUUGUUAGUGUUGGAGAAUGUUCUUCGUUAUUUGCUUGGAGAACUGAUAUUGUUAUUUAUAAAGGGAUGAUCUAUUAUUCAAACAGAUUCUUGCAAAAAUUUUAUUUGAA